CGCUUAGGAUCCAAAGAAGUUGGGCCGUACUUUAGCGAAGAGUCGAUGCCUACGGAGGUUCAAGAUGCCCUUGUGAAUGGCGGUCUGCCCCGUCGGAUUGAAUUCCGAGGUCGUGAUGGCCGCCUUCGCCGUGAGACCAUCUAUCGGAACCAAACAGACGGCAUAAUCUUUGUCCUUGGCGACGUGUGUGCCAUGGACAGGACCACGACAAAAACAUACUUGUGUCACCACGCCGUUCGUCAUGUGUAUAAAAUUCAGUGCGCUGGACAAUUCUGCGGGUACUGGGCGAUCCAGACGGUGCUGACCUGCCUUCAAUACAUGGACCCUGCGGGACCUCAAUGGAUUCCCAACGUGCUUCAAAUACAAAGGGCGAUCGAAGCUGCAUGGGAUCAAGACAUAUGUAUCGGAGGCCGCAUUGAGCUGGGCAACAUCUGCGGUACGCGCAAAUGGAUUGGCUCUAAUGAAUCAUUCGCAUUCUUCCAAUACACUGGAUGGAAUCCAACAUACUGGGCUUUUCAAAGCGACCCGGGACCUGGUGGAGAGACGGCGGCCAAGAAACUGCUAGACUAUGUCGAGGCUUAUUUCAUCAGUGGGGAGGACGAGGCAUACAGGAAUCGCACAUCGUUAGAAACAAAGCUGCCUCCCAUCUAUCUACAACGCCCAGGGCACGCACUGGUCAUUGUCGGGCUGGAGAAGAAGAGCAACGGCACACGCAAUCUGCUUGUAUUUGACUCUUCAUACGAGGCAUCAACGAAUAUGCAGCACCUCGCAGCCGGCCGACCCAUUCAUGCUUCGAUCCGGAAAUUAUUGGGGGUCUACCGGCGUCCAGAAGAGCGUCUGAACGACGAGCCCAGCUUUGAGGUUAUUGUGUAG
Molecule: messenger RNA, 873 nt
Organism: Dissoconium aciculare CBS 342.82
Lineage: Eukaryota; Fungi; Ascomycota; Dothideomycetes; Mycosphaerellales; Dissoconiaceae
Exons: 1
Source: RefSeq, a predicted model, not a curated record